AUGAUUAGAACAGUUAAACCAAAAAAUGCUCGUUCCAAAAGAGCUUUAAAGAACAAAGAAGCAAAAUUGGUUGAGAAUACAAAACAGGCCCUUUUUGUUCCAGGAUCCACCAGUAAUAAAGUGUUACAUGAUACUAUGGUUGACUUAAGUGCUCUUAAGAAACCAGAUGCCAAAAGAUUCAAUAAAAAGAAUGAUGGUAGACCCUUUGAAGACUCUUCAAAAUUUGAAUUUUUUUCUGAAAAAAAUGAUACCUCGUUAUUAGUCUAUUCAAGUUCAAGUAAAAAAAGAAAGAAUAAUUUAACUUUUAUCAGAACUUUUGGUUACAAAGUGUACGAUAUGAUUGAAUUGCUAAUAUCAGAUAAGUAUAAACUAUUAUCAGAUUUUAGAAAAACCACUUUUGCUAUUGGUUUAAAACCAAUGUUCACAUUUAAUGGUGCAGUUUUCGAUUCACAUCCAGUUUAUAAACAUAUCAAGUCAUUAUUUUUAGAUUUUUUCAGAGGCCAAGUAACGGAUCUACAAGAUGUUGCUGGUUUGCAACAUAUUAUUUCAAUUACAGCUGCUGAUUUCCAAGAAGGUGAACCUUUACCACAAGUGAAUUUCAGAGUUUACCUAUUGAAAACUUUCAAGAGUAGUCAAAAGAUUCCAAGAGUUGAAUUGAGUGAAAUUGGACCAAGAUUAGAUUUCGCUGUUGGUAGAUAUGAACAUCCAUCACCAGAUAUGGAGAAGGAAGCUUUGAAAAAACCAAAAGAAUUGGAAGCAAAAGUUAAAAAGAAUGUUGAAACUGAUUCUAUGGGUGAUAAACUUGGUAGAAUCCAUGUCGGUAAACAAGAUUUAGGAAAACUACAAACUAGAAAGAUGAAGGGUUUGAAGAAGAGAUAUGAUCAAGUAGACGAAGAUUUCGAUGAUCCAGUCUAUGAUGAUGAACCAAGUGCUAAAAAGGCCAAGAUCUAAGGUUGGAAAAGAAAAUAAAACAUUGUAUAGUAUUGAUAAAAUCUGGAAAGUUAAUUUGCAUUUUCUACAUUGACUAAAAUACUGAUAUAAAUACUUAACUUAAACUCUAUCCAAAUAAAACGACAAACCAAUCAUUAUUAGAAAAAAAAACCAAAAACACACGAAAUGAAAUAUAUGAGC
Messenger RNA from Hansenula anomala, 1131 nucleotides. RefSeq names its product rRNA-binding ribosome biosynthesis protein RPF2 (gene RPF2). Gene Ontology annotation, cellular component: nucleolus. The transcript has 2 exons. Gene Ontology annotation, molecular function: rRNA binding. Bases 1 to 951 code for a protein of 316 amino acids. NCBI's taxonomy places the organism in Eukaryota, Fungi, Ascomycota, Saccharomycetes, Phaffomycetales, Wickerhamomycetaceae. Gene Ontology annotation, biological process: ribosomal large subunit assembly; maturation of LSU-rRNA from tricistronic rRNA transcript (SSU-rRNA, 5.8S rRNA, LSU-rRNA). The record is from RefSeq and is a predicted model, not a curated record.